CCUGACCCUUCCCUUGCAGGCGGACUCCUGCACCCCAGAGCCGACCCAGUGUGGGGGUGACAUGGCCCAAGGGAACAACUACUACGGGCAGACCAGCAACGGGGUGGCAGACGAGUCCCCCAACAUGCUGGUGUACAGAAAGAUGGAGGACGUCAUCGCACGCAUGCAAGAUGAAAAAAACGGAAUUCCCAUUCGCACUGUCAAAAGCUUUCUUUCCAAGAUCCCUAGCGUCUUCUCUGGUAAGUUUGCCUCCGACAUUGUUCAGUGGUUAAUAAAGAACUUAACUAUAGAAGAUCCAGUGGAGGCCCUCCAUUUGGGAACGUUGAUGGCUGCCCACGGCUACUUCUCUUUAUCCUCUUUACACUUUAGCUUCUAAAUUUACACUUUGACUCAGGAUGGAGCUUUUUUCAUCCCUCAGACGCCCUACUUCUGGCCGUCUAAUUGCUGGGAGCCGGAAAACACGGACUACGCGGUUUACCUCUGCAAGAGAACGAUGCAGAACAAGGCCCGCCUGGAGCUCGCUGACUAUGAAGCCGAGAGCCUGGCCCGGCUGCAGAGAGCGUUCGCCCGCAAGUGGGAGUUCAUCUUCAUGCAAGCAGAGGCACAGGCAAAAGUGGACAAGAAGAGGGACAAGAUUGAAAGGAAGAUCCUCGACAGCCAGGAGAGAGCUUUCUGGGACGUGCACCGCCCUGUGCCCGGGUGCGUGAACACCACGGAAGUGGACAUCAAGAAGUCGUCGCGAAUGAGAAACCCACACAAAACCCGGAAGUCUGUCUAUGGUUUACAAAACGAUAUUCGAAGUCACAGUCCCACCCACACACCCACGCCAGAAACAAAACCUCCCACAGAAGAUGAAUUACAGGAGCAGAUAAACUAUUGGCAAAUACAGUUAGAUAGACAUCGGUUAAAAAUGUCAAAAGUUGCUGAUAGUCUGCUAAGCUACACGGAACAGUAUUUAGACUACGACCCAUUUUUUGUGCUGCCUGACCCUUCCAACCCAUGGCUGUCUGACGACACUACUUUCUGGGAACUGGAAGCGAGCAAAGAACCGAGCCAGCAGCGGGUCAAACGGUGGGGCUUUGGAAUGGACGAAGCGUUGAAAGACCCCGUUGGGAGAGAGCAGUUCCUCAAAUUCCUAGAGUCAGAAUUCAGCUCAGAAAACCUGAGGUUCUGGCUGGCGGUGGAGGACUUGAAGAAAAGGCCCAUCAGGGAAGUGCCCUCUCGGGUGCAGGAAAUAUGGCAGGAAUUCCUGGCUCCGGGAGCCCCGAGUGCCAUCAACUUGGACUCCAAGAGCUACGACAAAACCACGCAGAACGUGAAGGAGCCCGGACGGUACACGUUCGAAGAUGCCCAGGAGCACAUUUACAAACUGAUGAAAAGUGAUUCAUACCCACGUUUUAUACGAUCCAGUGCCUACCAGGAGCUUCUACAGGCAAAGAAAAAGGGGAAAUCGCUCACGUCGAAGAGGCUAACGAGCCUCGUGCAGUCUAACUGAUAGGACCACCCUGUAGCAUGGAAGCAGACCGAGUGGUUGACUAUACGUUGUCGCUCUCUGUUGUGACCUGGAGCCAAGGACCUUAGGCCAAGAUGUUGCAUGAGCAAAGGACCCGCGUCGUCCUUCCUUCGUGUGCCAUCU
Molecule: messenger RNA, 1636 nt
Organism: Myotis davidii
Lineage: Eukaryota; Metazoa; Chordata; Mammalia; Chiroptera; Vespertilionidae
Gene: RGS7
Product: regulator of G-protein signaling 7
Exons: 17
Biological process (GO): intracellular signal transduction; G protein-coupled receptor signaling pathway; regulation of G protein-coupled receptor signaling pathway
Source: RefSeq, a predicted model, not a curated record